This is a messenger RNA of Manihot esculenta (cassava), 1855 nucleotides long. RefSeq names its product receptor-like cytosolic serine/threonine-protein kinase RBK2. Gene Ontology annotation, molecular function: ATP binding; protein kinase activity. Gene Ontology annotation, biological process: protein phosphorylation. The coding region runs from base 366 to 1832 and encodes 488 amino acids. NCBI's taxonomy places the organism in Eukaryota, Viridiplantae, Streptophyta, Magnoliopsida, Malpighiales, Euphorbiaceae. The transcript has 9 exons. The record is from RefSeq and is a predicted model, not a curated record.
UUCAAAGGCAGAGAGAAGAAGUCGCUGGAGGGAGAUUUUACCGUUUGUCUGCAGGUUGGCAGAUUAUUCCGAGCGACUCCAACAGACCCAUGUCAGAGAGACAAACAUAAAGAAACGCAUAAACAGAAAUUGUCCGUACAAAUGGAGAGCUGCUAGAGAGGGAGCAGCUCAGCUUUGCCAUUUAUAGCUUCCAGAUUCUUUUUUCGGGGCCUAAAGAAAAUGCACUAAACAACAGGUUGUUUUUAAUGUGAUUUCAUAUUGACCACAAUCACUGUUUUCUGUUUCAGGUCUCUUCUUCUUCUUUUUGUUUCUCUUUUAUUUCUUCUUUCUUUCUGGUCUCUGCGCCAGAGUUCUGUUGUUCAUUCAUGGCAACUGGUGAUGGUGGCCAGCUUAAUCAAGCUUCUAUUUUCUCUGCUAUUCCAGGGGAGAAUGGAAAGGAUUAUUGCCUAUUGUCAGAGAGAUAUACACAAGCAGAGACUCCAGUUAAACAUAAGAAAUUUGGCAAACUAUUUUCUUUCUCUGCAUCUUUUCAGGAUUUGAGACGAGAUACAGGAAAGGACAAACAAGUCCCAUCACCAACAGGAGUUAUAGAAGCAUGCUUAGAGGACUUGAUUUCUGGCUCAGUUUCUUCUGAAAGUUCCGAGGAAGAACAGAAAGCUGAUUGUUCAAGGGCAAAGUCCAACUGGAGUAGAUUUUUCCAAUUAUGGAAGAAAAAAUCACUGAAGCACUUAGCCUCUUUCACUCCUCUUCCUGUACCAAGAAUUCUGACAAGAAAGAGCAGAAGUGCAAGAGAGAACCCGGCCCUGAGAGAAUUUUUUAAGUUCAAAUCUUCCUUAGAGACUUUCACACUUGCUCAGCUUGAAACUGCAUCCAACAAUUUUAGCCCUGAAAACUUAAUUGGAAAGGGUGGUUAUUCUGAGGUUUACAAGGGUCGUUUGAGAAAUGGAAAGCUAGUAGCAAUAAAGCGACUGACUAAAGGAACUGCUGAUGAAAGGACUACUCAGUUUCUAUCUGAGCUUGGCAUCAUGGCUCAUGUUGAUCAUCCUAAUACAGCCAAGUUGCUUGGCUGUGGCAUUGAUGGGGGAAUGCACCUUGUGUUUGAACUAUCCCCAUUGGGGAGCAUGAGAUCUGUUCUUCAUGGUUCAGAAGUCAAACUUGAGUGGAGUAAAAGGUACAAAAUUGCUCUUGGAACAGCAGAGGGGCUGCUAUAUCUUCAUCGAAGUUGUCGAAAGCGAAUCAUCCAUAGAGAUAUAAAGGCUGAUAAUAUUCUUCUCACGGAGGAUUUCGAACCCCAGAUUUGUGAUUUUGGGCUUGCCAAGUGGCUACCCAGACAAUGGACUCACCAUAAUGUAUCGAAAUUCGAAGGCACAUUCGGCUACUUUGCUCCUGAAUACUUCAUGCAUGGCAUAGUUGAUGAGAAAACUGAUACAUUCGCAUUUGGCGUUUUGCUAUUGGAGCUCAUAACAGGACGCCCAGCUGUGGAUCAUUUACAGCAGAGCAUAGUGAUAUGGGCAAAGCCUUUGCUUGAUAACAAUAGUAUCAAGGAGCUUGCUGAUCCUUCUCUAGGUGAUAACUAUGAUGUAGAAGAGAUGGAACGUGUCAUUUUGACUGCCUCGUUGUGCGUGGAGCAGUCUCCUAUUCUUCGUCCUCGCAUGAAUCAGGUUGUGAUACUGCUAAAAGGUGAUGAAUGUGCUAAAGAGGCUACAAAUGAAGGCAAGAAGAAGACACUCCAAAGAACUUACUCUGAAGAGCUCUUAGAUGCUCAAGAAUACAACUCAACCAAGUAUCUGAAUGAUCUCAAACGACACAGGGAGCUUGCUUUGGAAUGUUGACAUUCAAAGCAAAAGAAUUGCAU